Podospora pseudocomata is the source of this 591-nucleotide messenger RNA. Its product is annotated as 60S ribosomal protein L10A. Gene Ontology annotation, cellular component: cytosolic large ribosomal subunit. The record is from RefSeq and is a predicted model, not a curated record. Lineage: Eukaryota; Fungi; Ascomycota; Sordariomycetes; Sordariales; Podosporaceae. The transcript is spliced from 3 exons. Gene Ontology annotation, molecular function: RNA binding; structural constituent of ribosome. The coding region runs from base 1 to 591 and encodes 196 amino acids. Gene Ontology annotation, biological process: maturation of LSU-rRNA; translation.
AUGGCCGUCCAGCCGAAGUCCAAGAUCACCGUCGCCGGUACUCGCGCCCAGGUCCAAGCCCUCCUCGCCCACUCCCUCUCCCCUGACAACAAGCGCAACCUCCUCGAGACGGUCGAGUUGCAAUUCGGCCUCACCAACAACGACCCCGCCGGCGACAAGCGCUUCUCCGGCUCUGUCAAGCUUCCCUCGGCGACCAGCACGACCUCGGUCGUGCUAAGCACCAGGGCCUGGAUAGCAUGUCAAGCUGAACAAGAACAAGAGGCUCAUCAAGAAGCUAGCGCGCUAGUACGAUGCGUUUGUCUGCUCGGAUACCAAGGUUCGGGAGAUCCCAAGGGUUUUAGGACCGGGCUUGUCAAAGGCGAGGACCUCGCGGAGAAGAUAAUCAACGUCAAGUCCACCAUCAGGUUCAGGCUGCGCAAAAACCUCUGCAUUGCCAUGGCCAUUGGUAAUGUGGACAUGACCACGGAGCAGUUGGUGGCCAGCAUCAUGAUCACCAUCAACUACCUGGUGUCAUGCCUCAAGAAGGGAUGGUCCAACGUCAACAGCACCGUCAUCAAGUCGACCAUGUGGCGCCCCCGUUAUCUUUUCUAA